AUGGAACGAGUUCAAUUUAAAGUAAAUGAAAAACAGUAUUCUGUGGGUAGCGAAGUCGAUUCCGACACGACUCUUCUGGACUACCUUCGCGAAACACUAAAGCUUUGUGGAACAAAAUAUAUGUGCUUAGAGGGUGGCUGCGGAGCUUGUAUAAUCACUGCUACAAAGAACAACGAAGAUGUCCCUCAAGCAAUAAACUCAUGUCUAGUGUCAAUAACCUCAUGCCAAGAAUGGGAUAUAAAGACAAUAGAAUUUAUAGGUAACCGAUUAAAGGGUUACCAUCCACUGCAGAAGGUACUUGCUGAUUGUCAUGGUUCCCAAUGCGGUUACUGCACGCCGGGGUGGAUCAUGACAAUGUAUAGUCUCUUGCAAACUAAAAAACCUACAAUGCUUGAAAUAGAGAAUUCGUUUGGAAGUAAUGUCUGUAGAUGUACUGGAUACAGACCAAUUUUACAAGCCUUCAAAAAAUUCGCUUCGGAUGCUCAUAAUUCCUAUGAAUUAUCCGACAUCGAAGAUUUGAAAAUAUGUGACAAAUCUGGUGACGUAUGUUCAAAGAGUAAUUGUUCGGAACUUGACUGGUGCAUGGUUUCUAAAAGUGAUAUUCUAAACGAAAUACUGCAUAUAGAAUUAAGUGAUAAACGUCAUUGGUACAGAGUACAUACACUAUCAGACGUAUUUGCUAUUUGGCGAGAGAAAGGAACAGAAUCGUAUAUGCUAGUCGCUGGUAAUACUGGCAAAGGUGUCUACCCAAUGUUAGAAUAUCCCAAUCUUCUAAUAGACGUGACGGACAUUUCAGAAUUAAAAGGCUUUUAUGUAGAUCAAAAUUUAGUGGUUGGAGCUGGUAACACAUUAACCGAUGUAAUGAAAAUAUUCAAAACUGUAUCGAAGACUGAAUACUUCAGCUAUCUUAUUGGACUCAAUGAGCAUUUACAACUAGUCGCUCACAUAGCUGUAAGAAAUCUGGCAACGAUAGCCGGUAAUUUGAUUUUGAAGAACCAACAUCCAGAAUUUAAAUCGGAUAUUUUUAUUAUUCUUGAAACGGUCGGCGCACAGAUAACAAUUAUGACGGCAGUUGGACAAUCAAAGACUUUAACAUUACAAAAUUUUCUUAAAGAAGACAUGAAAGGGAAAAUAAUAGUGAAUGUUCUAUUACCACCUCUAAACGAAUCACAUAAAAUCGUCACCUUUAAGAUUAUGCCUCGCGCCCAAAAUGCUCAUGCUAUUGUUAAUGCGGGAUUUUUAUACAAAAUAAACGAAAAUCAAAAUCAAGUGAUAUCUUGUAGAAUAGUGUAUGGAGGACUCAGUGCAAAAUUUAAUCGUUCGUGGAAAACAGAACGAUACUUAGUUGGUAAAUCGUUAUUUAGAAAUGAAACAUUACAAGGUGCAUUAAAAAUAUUAGAGAACGAAAUAAUAGUUACUGAGAAUUUACCUGAUCCGCCUGUUCAGAGGGCUUACAGAAAGAUAAUUGCUUUAGGAUUAUUCUACAAGGGUCUCAUUUCUCUGUGCCCGUCAACUGUAUUGCACCCUCGAUAUCGUUCAGGAACCGUGAAAUUGCACGAGAAGCGACCGGUAUCGGAAGGUCAACAAGUAUUUGAUACUAACCCUAUACUGUGGCCGUUAAAUAAAGCUAUACCAAAAUUGGAUGCAUUGAUUCAGUGCGCAGGUGAGUCUGAAUAUACAGAUGACAUCCCAACGCUUUCGGGAGAAGUUUAUGCUGCAUUUGUGUUAACAACUGUUGCUCUUGGAACAAUCGAAAAAAUAGAUCCUAGCGAGGCGUUGAAAGAACCUGGAGUUAUAGCUUUCUAUUCAGCUUCUGAUAUUCCCGGUGUAAAUAGUUUUACACCACCAGUGAAUGAAUUUAAUUUAAGCAACGAAGAACUGUUGUGUAAUGGUGAAGUUAAAUUCUAUAAUCAGCCUCUUGGUAUUAUUGUUGCUAAAUCUCAAAAAAUUGCCAAUAAAGCAACAACCUUGGUUAAAGUGUCAUAUAGUAAUGUAAGAAAACCAGUAUAUGAUAUAAAAUUGGCGAAAAAUGAUCCCAGCAAAGUUACGUUACUAGACACAAGAGAUGCUACGACGAGAGGAAAUGAUAUUAGCAAAAUAAUCAAAGGUGACAAUACUGUAUAUGGUCAAUAUCAUUUUGCAAUGGAAACAUUGUUAUGUCUAACACGUCCAACAGAAGAAGGAUUGCAAUUAUUUGUGACGACUCAAUGGAUCGAUACAGUACAACAGGUUAUUUCAAGGAUGUUGGAAAUCGGGCAUCAGAGAAUUGAUAUUUAUGUUCGCCGACUUGGUGGCGCAUUUGGUAUAAAAAUAAGUCGAGCAUCCCAAGUCGCUGCAGCAUGUGCUUUGGUAGCUUAUAAGCUUAACAGACCAUGCAGAUUAAUAAAUACUUUAAGUACAAACAUGAGAGCUGUUGGAAAGAGGUUGCCUUGUUCUACAAACUUCGAGGUUGGCGUGAAUAACAAAGGCGUUAUCCAGUAUAUGAACUAUGAAUUAUACUCCGACAAUGGUUACGUUCUAAAUGAACCUUUCCUCAAUAUGACUUUUGAAUCAUUUACAAACUGCUAUAGAACGGACGCGUGGAACUACAAAGCCUUCAAUGGUCUAACCGAUACACCAUCAAACACAUGGUGUCGUUCUCCUGGUUCCUUGGAAAAAAUAGCGAUGACAGAGUUAAUAAUGGAACAGAUUUCGUAUGAAUUAAAUCAAGACCCUGUCGAAGUUCGCUUUGCUAAUUUAGAUCCCACCUUUCGAGAUGACAUUAAUGAAAUUUUGAAAACUUUAAAGGUUAAUUCUAAUUAUACGGAAAGAUUAGUUUCAGUCGAGAAAUUUAAUUCCAAUAACAGAUGGAAAAAACGAGGAUUAAGAUUUUCUUUUCUAAAAUGGGCUCCAGUCGGAUACCAACAUUUAAAUGUGAAUAUGUCUGUCUAUAAUGAUGACGGCACCAUAUCUAUAACCACUGGAGGAAUUGAAAUGGGUCAAGGUAUUAAUACACGAGCGACGCAAAUAUGUGCGUAUAUUCUCAACAUACCUAUUGAUAAGAUUCAAAUAAAACCCAACAAUACAAUGACAUCACCUAAUACGCUACCAUCAGGCGGUAGUUUGAUUUCACAAAAUGUGGGUAUAGGUGUUCGAAGAUGUAGCGAAGAACUGUUGAGAAGAUUAGAACCUAUCAGAAAGACGAUGGAUAAUCCAACCUGGGAAGAGCUAAUUAAAAGAGCGUUUGAAAUGAAUGUCGAUUUACAAGUUCAUGCAUUUGUCAAUGAAUCUGAUAUACAAAAUUAUAACGUAUAUGGAAUUACAUUAGCAGAAGUAGAAAUAGAUGUUCUGACAGGAGAAUCGGAAAUUAUUAGGGUCGAUUUAAUCGAAGAUGUUGGGAGGAGUAUUAAUCCUGCAAUUGAUAUUGGUCAAAUUGAAGGUGCUUUUAUAAUGGGAGUCGGUUAUUGGACAUCUGAAAAUCUAGUAGUAGAUGGUCAAACGGGAGAAUUACUGACAAAUCGUACCUGGGAUUAUUGGGUUCCGCAAGCGAGGGAUAUUCCGCAAGAUUUCAGAAUAUAUUUCAGAGAAAAAUCUUUUAGUACAGAAUUAAUCUUUGGAGCUAAAGGAACUGGUGAGCCGGCAACGUGCAUGGGAAUUGCUGUACCUAUCGCGAUGAGGCAGGCGGUAUCAGCAGCACGUUUGGAGUCUGGGAUACCAAGUACAAAUUGGUUUCCUAUAGAUGGUCCAUACACAGUAGAUAAGGUUGCCCUCUCGUGUGCCACAAGGAUAGAAGACUUUAAAUUUUACUAAUAUUUUAUAAUUUCAGCUUAAAUUUAUGUUAUUUUACAAAUCACU
This is a messenger RNA of Vanessa atalanta (red admiral), 3834 nucleotides long. RefSeq names its product xanthine dehydrogenase-like. The record is from RefSeq and is a predicted model, not a curated record. The transcript has 18 exons. Bases 1 to 3789 code for a protein of 1262 amino acids. Lineage: Eukaryota; Metazoa; Arthropoda; Insecta; Lepidoptera; Nymphalidae. Gene Ontology annotation, molecular function: 2 iron, 2 sulfur cluster binding; oxidoreductase activity; iron ion binding.